CAGCCUGAGCCCGCCCCGCCGCCAAGCGUCACCGAACCUGCUUGAAAUGCAGCCGAGGAGCCGGGGCGGGCGGCAGCGGCGGCGGCGGCGGCGGCGGGGGCAGCGGCAGACCCGGCGCCACGGCAAGGACUCGGAGAGCUGAGGCGCGGCGGCGGCUGCGGCGGCGCGGGGAGCGCGGGACCCUGCGGCCGGAGCCGGGGGCCCGCCAUGGGCCGCCCCGAGCGGGGCGCGCUCCGGCCGCUGGCGCUGCUGGCGCUGCUGCUGCUGCGGCUCCAGCAUCUCGCGGCGGCGGCGGCGGCGGCUGAUCCGCUGCUCGGCGGCCAAGGGCCGGCCAAGGAGUGCGAAGAGGACCAAUUCCGGUGCCGAAACGAGCGCUGCAUCCCCUCUGUGUGGAGAUGCGACGAGGACGAUGACUGCUCGGACCACAGCGACGAGGACGACUGCCCCAAGAAGACCUGUGCGGACAGUGACUUCACCUGUGACAACGGCCACUGUAUCCGUGAGCGGUGGAAGUGUGAUGGCGAGGAGGAGUGUCCUGACGGCUCCGAUGAGUCCGAGGCCACUUGCAGGGCUUGCAAGUGUAUGGAACAUCUGCAUCGCUUUUAUGGUAGCAAAUUUCAGAGACGAAAUAGCCCAUGUCUUGUGUUGCAGAGUGUUAACCAGCCCGGGGAUAGAGCCAAGCAGGUGUGUCCUGCAGAGAAGCUGAGCUGUGGACCCACCAGCCACAAGUGUGUACCUGCCUCGUGGCGCUGCGACGGGGAGAAGGACUGCGAGGGUGGAGCGGAUGAGGCCGGCUGUGCUGCCUCAGUGUGCGCCCCGCACGAGUUCCAGUGCGGCAACCGCUCGUGCCUGGCCGCCGUGUUCGUGUGCGACGGCGAUGAUGACUGCGGUGAUGGCAGCGACGAGCGCGGCUGUGCGGACCCGGCCUGCGGGCCCCGCGAGUUCCGCUGCGGUGGCGGCGCCUGCAUCCCGGAGCGCUGGGUCUGCGACCGCCAGUUCGACUGCGAGGACCGCUCGGACGAGGCCGCCGAGCUCUGCGGCCGCGCGGGCCCGGGGGCCACAUCCACGCCGGCCGCCUGCGUCCCCGCCGCCCAGUUCGCCUGCCGCAGCGGCGAGUGCGUGCACCUGGGCUGGCGCUGCGACGGCGACCGCGACUGCAAAGACAAGUCGGACGAGGCCGACUGCCCACUGGGCACCUGCCGUGGGGACGAGUUCCAGUGUGGGGAUGGGACAUGUGUCCUUGCAAUCAAGCACUGCAACCACGAGCAGGACUGUCCGGAUGGGAGUGACGAAGCUGGCUGCCUACAGGUUCCACCAACAUUCCUGGGAAACAGGAGGAGGCCCAGGGGGCUGAAUGAGUGUCUGCACAACAAUGGCGGCUGCUCACACAUCUGCACUGACCUCAAGAAUGGCUUUGAAUGCACAUGCCCAGCAGGCUUCCAGCUCCUGGACAAGAAGACCUGUGGCGACAUUGAUGAGUGCGAGGACCCAGAUGCCUGCAGCCAGAUCUGUGUCAAUUACAAGGGCUAUUUUAAGUGCGAGUGCUACCCUGGCUACGAGAUGGACCUACUGACCAAGAACUGCAAGGCUGCUGCUGGCAAGAGCCCAUCCCUAAUUUUCACCAAUCGGCACGAGGUACGGAAGAUUGACCUGGUGAAGCGGAACUACUCACGCCUCAUCCCCAUGCUCAAGAACGUCGUGGCACUAGAUGUGGAAGUUGCCACCAAUCGCAUCUAUUGGUGUGACCUCUCCUACCGUAAGAUCUAUAGCGCCUACAUGGACAAGGCCAGUGACCCGAAAGAGCAGGAGGUCCUCAUUGACGAGCAGCUACACUCUCCAGAGGGCCUGGCAGUGGACUGGGUCCACAGGCACAUCUACUGGACCGACUCGGGCAAUAAGACCAUCUCAGUGGCCACAGUUGAUGGUGGCCGCCGAUGCACUCUCUUCAGCCGUAACCUCAGUGAACCCCGAGCCAUCGCUGUUGACCCCCUGCGAGGGUUCAUGUAUUGGUCUGACUGGGGGUACCAGGCCAAGAUUGAGAAAUCUGGGCUCAACGGUGUGGACCGGCAAACACUGGUGUCAGACAAUAUUGAAUGGCCCAACGGAAUCACCCUGGAUCUGCUGAGCCAGCGCUUGUACUGGGUAGACUCCAAGCUGCACCAACUGUCCAGCAUUGACUUCAGUGGAGGCAACAGAAAGAGGCUGAUUUCCUCUGCUGACUUCCUGAGCCACCCUUUUGGGAUAGCUGUGUUUGAGGACAAGGUGUUCUGGACAGACCUGGAGAACGAGGCCAUUUUCAGUGCAAAUCGGCUCAAUGGCCUGGAAAUCUCCACCCUGGCUGAGAACCUCAAUAACCCACAUGACAUUGUUGUCUUCCAUGAGCUGAAGCAGCCAAGAGCUGCAGAUGCCUGUGAGCUGAGUGCCCAGCCUAAUGGAGGCUGUGAGUACCUGUGCCUUCCUGCUCCUCAGAUCUCCAGCCACUCUCCCAAGUACACGUGUGCCUGUCCUGACACAAUGUGGCUAGGUCCAGACAUGAAGAGGUGCUACCGAGCACCACAAUCUACCUCAACUACGACGUUAGCCUCUACCACGACGAGGACAGUACCUGCCACCGCAAGAGCCCCUGGGACCACCGUUCACAGCCCCACCUACCAGAACCACAGCACAGAGACACCAAGCCUGGCAGCUGCAGUCCCAAGCUCAGUUAGUGUCCCCAGGGCUCCCAGCAUCAGCCCGUCUACCCUAAGCCCUGCAACCAGCAACCACUCCCAGCACUAUGGAAAUGAAGACAAUAAGAUGGGCUCAACAGUCACUGCCGCUGUUAUCGGGAUCAUCGUGCCUAUAGUGGUGAUAGCCCUGCUGUGCAUGAGUGGCUACCUGAUCUGGAGAAACUGGAAGCGGAAGAACACCAAAAGCAUGAAUUUUGACAACCCAGUAUACAGGAAAACAACAGAGGAAGAAGAUGAAGAUGAGCUCCAUAUAGGGAGGACUGCUCAGAUUGGCCAUGUCUAUCCUGCAGCAAUCAGCAGCUUUGAUCGCCCACUGUGGGCAGAGCCCUGUCUUGGGGAGACCAGAGAACUGGAAGACCCAGCCCCUGCCCUCAAGGAGCUUUUUGUCUUGCCGGGGGAACCAAGGUCACAGCUGCACCAACUCCCGAAGAACCCUCUUUCCGAGCUGCCUGUCGUCAAGUGCAAGCGAGUGGCAUUAAGCCUUGAAGAUGAUGGACUACCCUGAGGAUGGGAUCACCCCCUUCGUGCCUCAUGGAAUUCAGUCCCACGCACUACACUCUGGAUGGUGUAUGACUGGAUGAAUGGGUUUCUAUAUAUGGGUCUGUGUGAGUGUGUGUAUAUGUGUGUGUGUGAUUUUUUUUAAAAUUUAUGUUGCGAAAAGGUAACCACAAAGUUAUGAUGAACUGCAAACAUCCAAAGGAUGUGAGAGUUUUUCUAUGUAUAAUGUUUUAUACACUUUUUAACUGGUUGCACUACCCAUGAGGAAUUCGUGGAAUGGCUACUGCUGAGUGACUAACAUGAUGCACAUAACCAAAUGGGGGCCAAUGGCACAGUACCUUACUCAUCAUUUAAAAACUGUCUUUACAGAAGAUGUUUAGUUGUGGGGGUUUAGGUUUGGGGGGAUUUGUUUUUUGUAAAUAAGAUGAUUAUGCUUUGUGGCUAUCCAUCAACAUAAGUAAAAAAAAACACUUCAACUCCUUCCCCCAUUUAGAUUAUUUAUUAACAUAUUUCAAAAAUCAGAUGAGUUCUAUAAUUUAGAGAAGUGAGAGUAUUUAUUUUUGGUAUGACUGGUCCACCACACAGACUCUGUGUGUGUAUAUGUGUGUGUUUAUAUGUGUAUGUGUGAGACAGAGAAAAAUCUGUAGAGAAGAGGCACACCUAUGGCUACUGUUCAAAUACAUCAAGAUAAAUUUACUUUAACACAGUCCACAAGGGGUAUAUCUUGUAGUUUUCAGAAAAGCCUUUGGAAAUCUGGCUCAGAAAAUAGAUACCAUGGUUUGUGCUAAUAGGUAGUGAAAAAGGCAAAUCUUUUCACCUCUGGCUACUCCUGAGACGCUGGUAAGUCAGGAACAGCCUUUCAGCUCACUCAUUGCUGCCCUGACUCCUACCUGGGCUUUCUUGUCUUUGGCAAAGGUCAGCAUACAGACAUUACAUGGUACCAGAACACUCAGAAACUCAAGACAGAAUAUGCCUCACCCUCAGCUACUCCUUGUUUUAAAGUUCAGCUCUUUGAGUAACUUCUUCAAUUUCUUUCAGGACACUUGGGUUGAAUUCAGUAAGUUUCCUCUGAAGCACCCUGCAGGGUGCCAUCCUUACAGAGCUAAGUGGAGACAUUUCCAGAACAGCCCAAAUUUACCAUAGAGACUGGCCCAGGCACUGAACGUCUGGGACAUGCUGUGGAUGAGGAUAAACAUGGUGGAAUAGGUUUUAUUACAUCUCUUAUUUCUCUUUUCCCCUUACCCUCUACCAUUUCCUUUAGUUGGGGAAACAUUUUAAAGUAAUAAAUAGGUUACUUACCAUCCUAUGUUCAUAUAGAUUAAACUAAUUUUUGGCUUAAAUCAGAACAAUUGGCCAAACCUGAAGUCCUAUUUGAGGGGGGAAAUGGCAUAUGCAAUAUUAUAGUAUAUUGGAUAUUUAUGUUCACACAGGAAUUUGGUUUACUGCUUUGUAAAUAAAAGGAAAAACUCUGGGUGUAUGUA
Callithrix jacchus (white-tufted-ear marmoset) is the source of this 4708-nucleotide messenger RNA. It is a transcript of the gene LRP8, whose product is annotated as LDL receptor related protein 8. Gene Ontology annotation, molecular function: protein binding; calcium ion binding; hormone binding. Gene Ontology annotation, biological process: receptor-mediated endocytosis. Gene Ontology annotation, cellular component: plasma membrane; signaling receptor complex; apical plasma membrane. NCBI's taxonomy places the organism in Eukaryota, Metazoa, Chordata, Mammalia, Primates, Cebidae. The record is from RefSeq and is a predicted model, not a curated record.